GUAAUUUUGUCCUUUCACAGCCACCGUAGUGUGAAGUCACAUUCCAAUAUGGCGCUGCCCGUGUGUACUACGGUGAGACAACUCUUCAGGUUCAUUCAGAUUUCAUCUUUCCCUCGGAGGUCUCUGUGUUCUGGGGUCUGCGCUAAAAACAAGGUGCAUCCUCACCGUGUAUUCUCUGGGAUCCAGCCAACUGGAGUGCCACAUUUGGGCAAUUAUCUUGGCGCUUUGGAGAACUGGGUGGCCCUGCAGAACCAGUACCCCACUGUGCUUUACAGCAUUGUGGACCUGCACUCCAUCACCCAGCCUCAGGAUCCAAUGCAGCUCAGGAGCAACAUACUGGAUUUGACAGCCAGCCUGCUGGCCUGUGGGAUUGACCCAGAGAAGGCAGUCCUGUUUCAGCAGUCUCAGGUGUCGGAACACGCAGAGCUGUCCUGGAUCCUGGGCUGCAUGACCAGCAUGCCCCGCCUGCGCCACCUCCCUCAAUGGAAGAUGAAGAGUAAGCAGAAAAGCGAAGGCAGCGUCGGUCUGUUUACGUACCCCGUCCUCCAGGCUGCCGACAUUCUCCUCUACCAGUCCACUCAUGUCCCUGUGGGAGAGGACCAGGUCCAGCAUCUGGAGCUGGCUCAGGAUCUUGCUCGCAUCUUCAACAAUCGCUAUGGAGACCUGUUCCCUGAGCCUCGCACACUGCUGAGCUCCACACGAAAGGUCAAAUCCCUCCGUGACCCUUCAGCCAAGAUGUCCAAGUCAGACCCGCAGACGAUGGCGACCAUCACGAUCACAGACUCUCCGGAGGACAUCGCCCUUAAGAUCCGCCGCGCCGUCACCGACUUCACCUCCGAGGUCACCUUUGACCCAGAGACGCGGCCAGGUGUGUCCAACCUGCUGCUGAUCCACGCCGCCAUGGCUGCCAUCAGCGUGGAGGACGCCGUGUCCCAGGCCAGAGGGCUGGACACGGGAGCCUACAAGAAGCUAGUGAGUGAGGCUGUGAUCCAGAGGCUGGCGCCCAUCCGGCAGGAGAUCGGGAAGCUGAGGGCGGAGCCAGCGUACCUGCAGGGACUGCUGGCUCAGGGACGUGUUAAAGCUCGGGAGCUCGCCGCUCCUGUGCUCGCCGAGGUCCGACACAGAGUGGGUUUUUGCUGACCUGACAGACUGGAGGAGCAGGACCCUGAGGAGGCUCCGUCUGCAGCUCUGUGCUCCUCAGUGUUUGAACUGAUCUCCUUUUGGAAUACAGAACAUCAGUUUCUGUUUGAUCUUCUCUCAGCUUUAAAAUGAUAAAAACUUGAAUAAAAAGAUUAGAAAUAAAUGGAGUUGUGUUCACACAUUGGAGCACAACUCAAGUGUUUGAUUUUAA
Molecule: messenger RNA, 1351 nt
Organism: Oryzias melastigma (Indian medaka)
Lineage: Eukaryota; Metazoa; Chordata; Actinopteri; Beloniformes; Adrianichthyidae
Gene: wars2
Product: tryptophanyl tRNA synthetase 2, mitochondrial
Exons: 6
Coding region: 49-1140 (363 amino acids)
Biological process (GO): mitochondrial tryptophanyl-tRNA aminoacylation
Cellular component (GO): mitochondrial matrix; mitochondrion
Molecular function (GO): tryptophan-tRNA ligase activity; ATP binding
Source: RefSeq, a predicted model, not a curated record